Zootoca vivipara (common lizard) is the source of this 3747-nucleotide messenger RNA. RefSeq names its product peroxisomal biogenesis factor 13 (gene PEX13). Gene Ontology annotation, cellular component: peroxisomal importomer complex; peroxisomal membrane; peroxisome. Gene Ontology annotation, biological process: protein import into peroxisome matrix, docking. Gene Ontology annotation, molecular function: protein binding. NCBI's taxonomy places the organism in Eukaryota, Metazoa, Chordata, Lepidosauria, Squamata, Lacertidae. The record is from RefSeq and is a predicted model, not a curated record.
CGGCCAAGCCUGGGCGAAGGUCCGGCGAGGAGGAGGAGGAGUGAGGAGGCGCCGCCGCCGCCGCGAGACGAUGGCGGCCAACCAACCGCCGCCCCCGAAGCCCUGGGAGAACCGGAGGCUAUCUGCAGAUGUGGGAGUUAGUCAGCUGACGCGGCCCGGGCAGCCCACCCUCACCCGCGUGCCCCCUCCCAUUUUGCCAAGGCCAUCUCAACAGACUGGGAGUACGGCCCUGAGCUCUUUCAGGCCUUCGUACAGCAGCCCCUUCAGCUCAGGCUAUGGCACGUACGGGAACUCCUUCCACGGAAACUACAGCCCUUACAGCUACGGAUAUGGCGGCAUGGGCUACAACCGGUUUCGGAUGGAUGACGUUCCCGCGAGCCGGUUUGUGCAGCAGGCCGAGGAGAGCAGCCGCGGCGCGUUCCAGUCCAUCGAAAGCAUCGUGCAUGCCUUCGCCUCGGUCAGCAUGAUGAUGGACGCUACCUUUUCGGCGGUCUACAACAGCUUCCGAGCCGUCUUGGAUGUAGCCAACCACUUCUCCCGGCUCAAGAUCCACUUCACCAAGGUGUUUUCAGCUUUUGCCUUGGUCAGAACUAUACGGUACCUUUACAGGCGACUCCAGCGGUUGCUGGGUUUGAGAAAGAAUUCCGAAAAUGAUGAUUUGUGGGCAGAAAGCGAAGGGACUGUGGCCUGUGCUGGCCCCGAGGAAAGGGCGGCCAACUCUGCAAAAUCCUGGCCCAUUUUCCUAUUCUUUGCCGUUGUUCUUGGGGGUCCCUACCUCAUUUGGAAGCUGCUGUCCACCUAUACUGAGGACGAAACAGUUUCCAGCAAUUGGGCAAGUGGAGAGGAUGAUCAUGUUGUUGGGAGAGCAGAAUACGAUUUCAAUGCUGUUUCGGAAGAAGAAAUUUCUUUCCGUGCUGGCGAAAUGCUAAAAUUGGCACCCAAAGAACGACAACCCAAAAUACGUGGCUGGCUCUUGGCUAGCCGUGAUGGCCAGACAACAGGACUUGUUCCAGCUAAUUAUGUCCGAAUACUCGGCAAAAGGAAAGGAAAGCGAGCCGCAGAACUGGAGAAGGUUACCGAGCACGAGCCGGCACUCAGCAAUGCCACUUUGAUCCAAGGAGCCACAGCCACCGACACCCUGGAAGAGCAAGAAGCUGCCUUUGAGUCUGUUUUUGUAGAAAAUAAUAAAGUUCCCAACACAUCCAGCUCUGCUGUGCUUGGUGGAGAUAAACAGGACCUUUGAUGCAUUUAUUAAAGUAAGCCUGUGGUGGUCACAGUAAUUCUGUAGGGUAGGCAUUCAGUAGUGAUGUAGCUGAACACUGUUUUUGUGGUGCCCAGGUACUUGCUGUUCACACCUGGUAGAGACAUUGGGAGGGAUGUUUUCAGUCUAAGCCUGUGCUUGGUUCUUUUGACAUUGAACAGUUGCGUUAAGCAGGCUAGCAUCCAUUUCAUUAUCUCAGGCGUGGGUGAGUUUUGGCGUGCAGGAGACCUUGCACCUUGUCCCGUUCAAUGGAAGGAGCUGGGCUGAGACGUUCCCCAGGCAGCUGUCUGCUUUGAAGUUCUCCUCAGGGACUGAAUACAGCGUCAUUGUGGCAGUUCCGAGAAAGAACACGUUUCCACCAAGUCUUCACGCAUUGGUUUUCUUUCCCUCCUUACACCCAGUUAUUGUGAGAUGAAGAAUCUCUGGAAACCUUUUGGGGGAGGUGAAUUAAUACUUCCAUAAGUUAGUAGUUCUGUAUGGAAGGCACUUUAGAACUGACAGCAAGCCUAGUUAAUUGUAGUUCCAAGAUGUGAGCUGACAUGUCCUUGGUCCUCUUUUCGUAGAUAAGCUUUCUACUCUGAGCUUUGAAAUCUGCUCCUUUGUGCUGCCUUAGACCCCAGUGCUUGAAGCUUCAUGUCAUUCUUUGCCUGGACUAAUAGGCAAUAGCUCUUUAACUAGAAAUACUGCAUCACUUUUUCUUCCAGUUCAAAUUUGUGACAUCUGUGGCUCUGCUUUUUUCCUGUCAGCUGCAAGCUGGCCUAUCAAGAAUACCUGAUUGAGGCUCAAACUGCAUGUGACAGCAGAUCUGUAUGUUUUAAACCCAAAUCUGCCACUAUUACAUGCAGUCUCAGCUUCAAUGUUUAGUAAAUGUAAUACAUAAAUCUGAUUUUAUCGUCCCUUACAACUGCAGGUGUGAGCUGAUAGUCAUCCUUUGGCAUUGCUCCUAAGGAUGCUAAACUUUGCUUCUAUAAAGGUUGAGAUGUUACUUUACAAAACUGGACUGACAUGAAAAUAAAACUUUGUUUUCUGAAAUCAUGUUUGCUACUGUAUUGAUGCCACAGUAUUCUGAAUAGUGAGAUAAAAAUCCAGGUUGAUUCUGGGAAGCUGUGAUAAUUGAUAAAACUAAUUUCAGGCUGCAAUUUAUUAAAGUGGUAAACCAGAGCUCUACAAUUUCUGUAGUAGCUAUGAAUUUCCAGUGUGACACAACUGCAUAUUCAUCUUUGUAGACUGUUUUAAAAUAAAAUACUGAGUCUGACACAUGUGCAUCUUGGAUUCUGUCAAUCUUAAAUCACAAUCCUUCUAUAGAGUACCCAAAGUUUCACUACAUGGCCAUUAACUUCCAUGGUCCUCUGGUAACCAUGUGAGGUUAUAGCUGCUCUGGGUUAGGGAAAAUCAGGAUGAGACUUCUGGAUGAACCAGCUGCAUUUUUAUUGUUUUACUUCAAUUUAAAAAGGGAGGGAAAACUUACAUCCUGCCAGUUUUCAAAAAGGAAUCCAAGGUGGCUUACAGCCACAAAAAUAACAAGCAAUAUAAAAAUGAAAACCACAAGAUACAUUAAAUUACUAUCACAAUAAAACAGCAAUUAGCACAGGAAGCAAACAAUCCCUGUAUGUAACAACUCAUAAACAAGAUUAGGUAAAUAGAGACACCACUUGUGCACCCCAUACAAGACAGAUUACACAACAUGGAAAUCCAAGGGCACAUCAGAUUCUUCGCUGGUUGAGUGCAAAUAUGGCAUCUCUCAUAGCUCCUAGGAGUGGCCAUCCUGGGAAAUAAGCCUUGGAACAAGCAUACACACCUGACCCAAGUUGCUUGCAUGACUAUGGACUGAUCUCUUUCGAUUUGCAGUCCCUCUGCACAGAAAAAGAAGGGGAAAAAUGGGGCGGCUGAAAUGUACUAGGAAAGUUAUCUUCAUAUGUAAUACUUCAAAAUUUUAACUAAAUAUUUGCUUCCCUCCACACCCCUCAAAAAAAACCCCCAAGCCUAUUGAAAAAUAAAAGUGGCUAGGGUUGGUGGUGGGAAAAUGUUCCACAUUUUCAUUAGACUUACACUUUGUGAGAUCAAAAUGUUACAGAUUAUUUUCAGAUAAUACUAUAGUAAAAUCAGCAGGUUGAAAAGUGUUUUGCUUAAAAAGGAUUUAUUAUUGAUUUACUAAACUUCCAGACAGGUCCUAAAUGUAUUCACUUAGAAGUACGGUAGGUCCUACUGAAUUUGAUGGGGCUUGUCCCAGGAAGUACCCUUGGAUUGCAGUCUUUAUCUUACUUUAUACCGUACUUGCUUAAACUAUACUUAACGAACAGUCAUAUCUGUGCAUAUUGAACUUCAAUAGAUAAGUAUGUAUAGUGGACCUUGCCUCUGACACUUUGACUCUGCUUGUUUUGUUGGAGCCAGAACUAAAAUGGAUGUAAACAACCUAGAUAUACUAAAAGUUUUAUCAUGCGGUUGGAUUAACCUUGAUGAAUCUAUUAAAUGCGGUUGAAACUUGA